GUUAGAUUUUUAUGUUUUAUGUCACUAUUUGACAUUAGUUUGGGUUGUUUUUAUUGCUUUGUUGAGUCAGAUGACAGUGCUCGUCUGUGCUGGGGUUACAUUGUGUCUGAAUAUAACACUCGUAAUGUAGAUGCUUGUUUCCAAACUUUGGAUAGAAUAUUUACCAAUCCAAAUAUCACUGUUGCAACUAAAGUAGGAAGAGGAUAUGAUGCAGUAUUAAAGGAGCUUUUGUUGGCUGAAAUCAUGCCUAUCAUACAAGAAUUUGACCAGAACACAAAUACUGACACUGUUUAUGAAGAAAGGUUACAAGCUGCUGCUGACACUUUUAUUGCACUUGCAUCCGGUCUUCCUAGAGCAUUUGGAUGUAUCCCUCCCUGUGGUUUCCAGGAGCUUGGAAUGGUCUAUAAUUGCAUGACCUGCCAUUAUGACACCUGUGAAUUUCCUCUGGAUUGCCCCUUGAAAGAAAUCAUUGUGAAGGAAAGCAAUAGGACUCAGAUGUGGUGUAAGGUGCCAUUUGUUUUGCCGAGUGACAUACUGAUAGUCUGGAGGUAUUCAGAGAUCAAGACCGUGUUGGUGAAUCAGUUUAAAGAGGUGACGGCUGGUGAAGACAAGCUCUACUCCAUACCAUCCGUCCGACUGGAGCACUCAGGAACAUAUCAGUGUGAGAUCUUUUCUCAGGAACAUUCCAUUGUUCGCAUCUACUAUCAUCUGAAAGUUGUUCCCCAUGUAGUGGUUGGCCAUGCAGAACUGCAGGAUGUGUUUGAUCAAGCUCUUCUACCUGCUGGACAGUUCUCACUCCUGACCCCUCAGCCUCCAUUUGCCUUGUUAAGGCUGCCCAGCCCAGAACUCCUUACGACCUGUCUGACGUCACUGCUCCUGCUGCUAUUUCUCACUCUGGGGUUGGUGUACAGGUGGUCUUCCAAUAGAAAGCACAGUAAUCUAGACGAAGACCCACAUAGAAGGAAAUAUGUACUUCAGAUGGAAUGAGCCGUUCUCACCUCCAAUACUGUAUACUUCUGACAAUAAAUAAAAGUGAUUUGGUUUACCACUAGAGGGGACCAGAACCACUUGCCUAAUGUAA
This is a messenger RNA of Trichomycterus rosablanca, 1081 nucleotides long. It is a transcript of the gene spaca6, whose product is annotated as sperm acrosome associated 6. NCBI's taxonomy places the organism in Eukaryota, Metazoa, Chordata, Actinopteri, Siluriformes, Trichomycteridae. Gene Ontology annotation, biological process: fusion of sperm to egg plasma membrane involved in single fertilization. The record is from RefSeq and is a predicted model, not a curated record. Bases 19 to 987 code for a protein of 322 amino acids. The transcript has 9 exons.